Molecule: messenger RNA, 1816 nt
Organism: Gymnodraco acuticeps
Lineage: Eukaryota; Metazoa; Chordata; Actinopteri; Perciformes; Bathydraconidae
Gene: camkk1b
Product: calcium/calmodulin-dependent protein kinase kinase 1, alpha b
Exons: 17
Coding region: 178-1659 (493 amino acids)
Biological process (GO): intracellular signal transduction; positive regulation of protein kinase activity; protein phosphorylation
Cellular component (GO): cytoplasm
Molecular function (GO): ATP binding; calcium/calmodulin-dependent protein kinase activity; calmodulin binding
Source: RefSeq, a predicted model, not a curated record
UCUUCAGUGAAAGUCCUGCUCUGAGACACAGAGGAGACUCCUGAGAGAAACAUGCAGAUUAACCCGAACAGAUAUCAACACAGGACACCUCCACUGUUGCAGAGAUGCUCUCUCUGGUGAUUUCAACACGCCGGCUCUGGGUGGUUCAUCUGUGAGGGAACAAGGGCCAUAGCCACCAUGAGUGUUGAAAUUGAGGGCAGGGCAGAGCACGACUCGGAGCACAAUGGUGAGUUGGCUGACAUGGUGGCAGACAUGAACGUGGCCGGCCAGCGCAUAACCCUGCCCAGUGGCUGCAAGCCCGGGCCCUCGAGGACCACCAGGGUCUCAGACAGGAAGAUGUCCCUGCAGGAGAGAGGGAGCCGCAUGCCCAGACAGCCCACCAUCGAGACCAAACGUGUGUCCAUCACAGAUGCUGAAGAUUGUGUCCAGCUGAAUCAGUAUAAGUUGAAGAAAGAGAUUGGGAAGGGUUCAUAUGGAGUGGUCAAAUUGGCUUAUAAUGAAGAUUGUGAGAAGUACUAUGCAAUGAAAGUUGUUUCAAAGAAGAGGCUGAUGAAGCAGUGUGGAUUUUUUCGCCGAAUGCCUUCUAAAGGACCAAAGCCUGCGUUUCCUCUGGAGAAAGUCUACAAGGAGAUCGCCAUCCUGAAAAAACUGGACCAUCAUAAUGUUGUUAAGCUAGUGGAGGUGCUUGAUGAUCCUGAUGAAGAUGGACUUCACAUGGCCUUCGAUUUGAUGACAAAAGGCCAGGUGAUGGAGGUGCCCACAGACCACCCUUUCACAGAGGAGCAGGCUCAGUUUUAUUUCAGAGACAUCGUCCUGGGAAUUGAGUACUUGCACUACAACAAGAUCAUCCACCGGGACAUCAAACCUUCCAACCUGCUGCUGGGGGACGACGGUCACGUCAAGAUCGCAGACUUUGGUGUGAGCAACGAGUUCGAGGGGACGGACGCCAACCUGUCAUGCACAGCGGGGACGCCAGCCUUCAUGGCCCCUGAGAUGGUGACUGAACACGAGCUGAGCUACAGGGGGAAGGCAUUAGACGUGUGGGCGAUGGGAGUCACACUCUACUGUUUUGUCUUUGGAAAGUGCCCUUUUUAUGAUGUAAACAUCAUCUCUCUGCACAACAAGAUCAAGCACAAACCUGUGGCGUUUCCAGAUACGCCAUCGAUAAGUGAUGCUUUAAAAGGGCUCAUUGAAAGGAUGCUGGACAAAAACCCUGAAUCAAGAAUCACCAUCCCUGAAAUUAAGCUGGAUGCGUGGGUGACGGAGAACGGCUCUGAUCCUCUCCCUCUGGAGGAGGAGCACUGCACGGCGGUGGAGGUCACUGAGGAGGAGGUGCAGCAAGGCGUCACACUCAUCCCCAAACUCUCCACGGUGAUUCUGAUUAAGACUAUGCUGAGGAAGCGCUCUUUCAGUAAUCCCUUUGAGUGUCUGGGCGUUCGGACACAGAGGUCCAUGUCUCUCCCUGGAGGUCUUCUUACUGGCUCUUGGAGUUUACCGAAGGCCUCGCCUCAGCUUCCUCCAACCUUGAGGAAAGUCAGCAGGGAGGCGAGCAGAGAAGGCGAGUUAGAGGACUUGCAUGAAGAUGAUACAUUAAAAGAGAGUGAAGAUGAAAAAGAAACAUUAACACAGAUUAAAAAAGAAGAGAGCUUCAAUGGUUAAUGCAUAAUACUGAUGACAUACUCUAUGUUAUAAUAUGGAUAGUUAAAUACAUACAAACCGUUCAAAAAUCUGAUUUGAUUGUAUUUUUACAUUUUUUACAGUUGUUGAGAAUAUUAUUUGUCUGAAUCAAGAUAAAUACAUUUCUCAUUAUAAACAA